AUGGCCGAAGCUGCAAAUUCAGAUUUAAUACCGGUCGAUAAUUGUGAUAUAAAUACGAAAACAAAAUGGCUGAGUGGUUUUAUAGGAAGCUGCAGUAGAUAUUUUGGAUAUGUCCACACAGUAGAGGAAGCAAUGGCAGUUAUGAAGCAAUACAAGUUGGAUACAACAACUCGAUUAUCAUGCUUCAAAUCAAGUAAGGACUUUGGAUCCAGAGGUAAAGAAGAGUUUGCUUGGAAGAGUUUGCCGGUCGCCUGAAAAAAGUGGGUACAUGAAGACGUAAGUUUCCGCAGUGUUUACGACAGCCAGUUACAGCUCUGUAUGUAUCCACUCUGUGAACUCUAGGUGAACAUUUAGUUCAACAUGUUUACAUAGAGUUCACUGGCUCUGACUCCAUGAGCAAUCACUCUGAUAAUGGCAAGAUCAUAAGAGCAAGCAUUCUCAGCAGUCAAUGA
Molecule: messenger RNA, 452 nt
Organism: Paramuricea clavata
Lineage: Eukaryota; Metazoa; Cnidaria; Anthozoa; Malacalcyonacea; Plexauridae
Source: the annotation of a GenBank genome assembly